AUGGCUUUAUGUGCAACCUAUCAUUUUCAAACGGUUAGUGUAUCAUUGCCACAAUCAACCCAGUGGUUGAGUAAUCUUCGAACUCUACGUCUGGUAAGAUGUAAUUUGGGUGACAUCUCAUUUGUGGUUUCCUUAAAAAGCCUUGAGAUUCUUGAUUUGAAGAGGAGUGAGUUCAGGUUAUUGCCAAAAGGAAUAGAAGAAUUGACUAAACUGAAAUUGCUAGAUUUGAGACAUUGCUCGAUGAUGGAAAAUUGUGAUGAAGUGAUUAAGAGGUGUUCACAGCUUGAAGAAUUAUAUGUGUACGGAGAUGAAGCAUACUUUGGGAAAAAUAUUUCAGAUUCUCAUAAUACUUGGUUUCUGGAGAAGGCCUCCUUCCUGAAAUUGCAAAGGUAUAGAUUACAAUUUGGGAAAGCUAAAAUUCCUCUCAAAAGUUUGCCUCUAAUUUCCCGAGCCCUACUCAUCAGGGAAUUAAAAAUCCCCACCUUAAGUAUAGUUGUCAAGGAUAUGAUGCAAAGAGCUGAUUGUCUUUUUCUGGAGGACCUUGUUGGAGGUUGCAAAAGUAUCAUCCCAGAUUUGGUUGCAGCUGUAGGAAGCAUGAAGCAAGUGAUCAAAUUAAGUCUCUAUUCCUGUUUAGAGAUAGAAUUCUUCAUCAUCUGUUCAACUAAUCCAUCUCAGGCUUGUCAUGACUUUCUGAUGUUAAUAGCAAUGAAGCUGAGUGCUAUGAAACAUUUGAAACAAGUGUGCCUUGGGCCUCCUCCACCUAAAUUCUUUCAGAAUUUGAAAGAAGUAUUCAUGUGUGAUUGUCCUCAAUUGACAAGAAUAUUUCCUGGGGAGUGCAAUCUGUGCAACCUUAAAGAGCUUGUCAUCUCCAAAUGUCCAAUGUUGACAUCACUCUUCUCAAAGCAGGUUGCGCAAACUCUAUUGCAAUUAGAAGUCAUGAAGAUAGAAUAUUGCAGCGAGUUAGAGUGUAUAAUAUUCGAUGAAGAGGAUGACAUUGGUGCAACAACAAGGGAGCAAAAGGUUCAUGUUUUAGAAAAUUCUCCAUUGACAUUCCCAAAAUUAAGAAUUCUGACAGUUGAAGAGUGUGACAAGUUGGGAUACAUAUUCCCAAUUUUUUUUGCUCAAGGCCUUCUGGAGCUGCAAAAAAUUAAGAUUACAAGUGCUCCUCAGAUGAAGUAUGUAUUUGGACAAGAUGUCGCUGAAGAUCUUUCAACCAAUCAGAAGAAGAUUCAAAUUUUGUUUCCUCAAUUAAAAGAGAUACAUUUAUCUUUUUUACCAAGUCUGGUCAAAAUUUGCCAAGAAAAUUGUCAUCCAUGUUGGCCAUCCUUGAAGGAAAUAAAUUGGCUCUCUUGUCCCAAUUUAACAAAUAAGGGACCGCAUGAAAUUGAGACAAUGGGAUGUGAAGUGCUGUGCAUUAGCAAUUGUGGAGUGACUGACAUAUUCCAUGUUCGAGGAGAUGGACAUAGAAGUAACGAUCAAGAAGCAACAACCUCCAAAUUGAAAGAGGUAAAGUUAGAAAUUCUUCAAGAGCUGAGUAUCAUAUGGAGAGGCCUUCACAGCUUUACACAAAUUCUAAACCUCAGUUAUCUUGAAUCCAUAACAAUUGAUCGAUGUGGAAAGUUGAAAUGUAUCUUCCCUGCUUUCAUCGAUAGAGGCUUUCCACAUUUGAUUGAUCUUGCCAUACAUAGUUGUGAGAAUUUAGAGGAGAUUUUUGAAGAGAAUGAAGAAGAGCUUCAAAAUCCAUCCAGGGUUCAAGAGUGUUUUCCCAAGCUUGAGGAAAUAACAGUGACUGGAUGCCCUAAGCUAAAAGUUAUAUUUUCUAUAAGAAUGGUUAAAAGUUUCCCACAAUUAAAGACUUUAUGGAUUUCUGAGUCUUUGGAACUAAAGGAGAUUUUUGGAGGUCCGAAUGAAGGCAUUAUCUCUGACAAUGAAAAGGAAAUUUCAGUCCCAAACUUGAGAGUGAUAACACUUGAAAACCUGCCAAACCUCACUGACAUUUGCCAAGGUUUUAAUUUUCUCCCAAAGGAGCUUCACAAGAUUCAAAUAUAUGGUUGCACUAAAUUUGCUCCUAUUUUAGAAGCAACUCGGUUUUGGAGAGAAAAGGGCUUACGCAUUUUUGUGUGCAAUCGGGGAGUGAUAGACAUUUUCCAAAUUGAUGGGUCUGUAAAUUUUGGUGGGACUGAGCAGUACCAAUACAUGGGCGGACAAGUGGUUCUGUUGGAAUCCGAACAUAAACUAUGGAGCGGUCCUAUUCCCAGAAACGUGUUGAGCUUCCAAUAUCUUCGUAGUUUAGUAGUGAGUCAAUGCAGUACCAUGAAGUGUUUGUUCCCUUUGAGUGUCAUCCAUGAAGGCCUGCCCGAGCUGGCUUACCUGUUAAUAUCUGGGUGUGAUGAAAUGGAGCAAUUGGUUGAUAUUGAAGAAGACAUAGGAGAACAAGAGGUUAAUGCAUGCAUUAAUAAUAUUCAAGUCUCAGGAUGCUUUCCGAAGCUAAGAGAACUAGUGGUGGAUAGUUGCAACAAACUGAUCAGACUUUUCCCAGCAAAAAUAUUAAUAGCUAGAGAGCUUCCACAGCUUGAGAUUAUGUUGAUAGUAAAUGCUGCUGAGUUAAGAGAACUGUUUGGUCAAAAGGUUGCGCUUCCAAACAUGAAGAAGCUAACACUAGCCAGUGUGCCGUAUUUGACAUCCUCCUCGGUGGAAACUAUUUCCCGAAAAGGUGGUGGCAUGUACUCCAUAGCACAAAUUGGGUCUCGUUUGGUGCACUUGUUCGAAUAGAUCAUAUCAAAGAGAGAAUAAUGUAAUUCCAAGGGAAAGGGAAAAAUGAUAUUUCUGCAUGUGAAAUGCUCAUUUAAUCAAAGAAAUAAUAAUAUAUAGGAAUACGGUUAUUAUUGAUUUA
Messenger RNA from Prosopis cineraria, 2893 nucleotides. Its product is annotated as putative disease resistance protein At4g19050. Lineage: Eukaryota; Viridiplantae; Streptophyta; Magnoliopsida; Fabales; Fabaceae. The transcript has 3 exons. The coding region runs from base 1 to 2772 and encodes 923 amino acids. The record is from RefSeq and is a predicted model, not a curated record.